AUGUAUUCUCUCUCUCUCUCUGAUAAGUUGUUUCUUGGCAGUGGAGUGAAAUUUUCGGCCGAGGAGGAAAGAACGGUUAUAGAGCUACAAGCAGAGUUCGGGAACAAAUGGGCAAGAAUCGCGACCUAUCUGCCCGGGAGAACAGACAACGACGUCAAAAACUUUUGGAGCAGCCGGCAAAAAAGAUUGGCUAGAAUGCUCCACACAGCACCUAAUUGUGCUCCCCCACAACAGCCGUCCACAUCAUCCACCAAACCGCGCAAUAAGAACACGUCCGUUCAACUUCACCCCCAAAUUUCCUAUCUCGAUAUUCCCUCUCUAGAGGCACCCAAGUUCAGCUCAUCACCCGAUGAACAAUCGAUAGCAGCAAAGCCCCAAUCUUGCCCAUCUUCCAGCAUCGACGAUCCUAAGAGGGUAAAAAUGGCGCCUUUUGCUUACCCGGGCCCACUCAUUUAUGAGCCCGGCCCAUUUCAACUCGACUAUGGCCCACCAGACAUGAAGCCCACAACAAACCCAGACCAGCCACAAUCAGAUGAGCUUGUAUUCCCACAAGUCCCACAGCUUCAGCCAGAUUUCCCUAUGCCACUCGAGAGCCAAGAGGACAUAGUUACCAGGCUUGGAGAACCUAAUUUUCUGGACGAAUUUGAGAACUCGGGCGGGCCUGCAUUGGGCCCGGACAUCAGCUGUUUGAUCGAUGGUUUCCCACCAAUCGACAUAUUUGAUCACAUACCGAGCCCUUCAGAUUGGUCGUGA
This is a messenger RNA of Striga asiatica, 753 nucleotides long. Lineage: Eukaryota; Viridiplantae; Streptophyta; Magnoliopsida; Lamiales; Orobanchaceae. The record is from the annotation of a GenBank genome assembly.